This is a messenger RNA of Nothobranchius furzeri (turquoise killifish), 654 nucleotides long. RefSeq names its product 40S ribosomal protein S17-like. Gene Ontology annotation, cellular component: ribosome. Gene Ontology annotation, molecular function: structural constituent of ribosome. The record is from RefSeq and is a predicted model, not a curated record. Gene Ontology annotation, biological process: translation. Lineage: Eukaryota; Metazoa; Chordata; Actinopteri; Cyprinodontiformes; Nothobranchiidae.
CAGGGGGCGCUGUAGCCAAACAGGCAUACUACUUUCGCCGGAGCGUUUAAACUUUUACCGGAAGUCCUUUCGGUCUCUUCUUCCAGGCCGAUCCAACAUGGGACGAGUCAGGACCAAGACGGUGAAAAAGGCCGCCAGAGUCAUCAUCGAGAAGUACUACACUCGGCUCGGAAACGACUUCCACACCAACAAGAGGGUGUGCGAGGAGAUUGCCAUCAUCCCCAGCAAAAAGCUCCGCAACAAGAUCGCCGGAUAUGUGACACAUCUGAUGAAGAGGAUCCAGAGGGGUCCGGUCAGAGGAAUCUCCAUCAAGCUGCAGGAGGAGGAGAGGGAGAGGAGGGACAACUAUGUCCCUGAGGUGUCUGCUCUGGACCAGGAGCUGAUCGAGGUUGAUCCUGACACCAAGGAGAUGCUGAAGCUGCUGGACUUCGGCAGUCUGUCCAACCUGCAGGUCACCCAGCCCACCGUCGGCAUGAACUUCAAGCAGCCCCGAGGAGUCUGAACGUCUUAUCUUCUAAUAAAACCCGUUUGGGACAAAAAGCUUCUGCUUUCUGCGUUUCUGUUCCACAAACGGGCUUUAACUUGUUUUUUAUUUAAUGAACCGUAGGCUUGUGGGCAUCAAAGGACAAUAAAACCCUAUAGUCUGAUCAUUUA